CUGUCUCCAAGAUGGCGGCCGUGUCAGUUUGGGGCAUCUCCGCGGUCCGGCCCGGGCCCCCGGGAUCCCGGCUGUCUUCCCCCCAGGAUUCUUCCUACUAAUCCAGAUACUUGUUGAAGUGCUGAAUAGUUUCUUGGGGACAAUGUGGAGGACGAGUUGACCCCCUAGACUGGUGAGCACAGAUUGCGGAGGACAAACUAGCACUCCUCCGGCUUAAGAUACUCACUUUCUGCUUGAAGCCGGGAAUGAGAUGUGUGGAACCCAGGAGUGUGUGUGGAGUAGACACCAAUGCGUUGUGAUAGUGAGGAUUUUGAAGAUACGACAGAAAAACCAGGUGUUUUGAUUUCUGAGGUAAAAGUAGGCUGUAAAUCUAUUUUGUGAAAGGAGGGAAGACUCAGGCCAGAAAUCUUGUAUGCUAUGGUUAACUGGUUCCCAUCCUCCGAGAAUCCUGUUUUCCAUGGUGUAAGACUUACUCAGCAUCAGGAUAAGGGAUAACGACUCUAUGGAUAUACAGAAUCCUUCACCAUGGUAAAACUCGCUAACCCGCUGUACACGGAGUGGAUUUUGGAGGCCAUCAAAAAAGUCAAGAAGCAGAAACAGCGACCUUCAGAGGAAAGGAUCUGCAAUGCCGUGUCCUCAUCCCACGGGCUGGACCGCAGGACUGUGCUAGAGCAGCUGGAGCUGAGCGUUAAAGACGGGACGAUUUUAAAGGUCUCAAACAAAGGUCUUAAUUCCUACAAAGAUCCUGAUAAUCCUGGGCGAAUAGCACUUCCUAAACCUCGGAACCAUGGAAAAUUGGAUACUAAGCAAAGUGUGGAUUGGAAUAAAUUACUCAAGCGGGCAUUUGAGGGCUUGGCAGAGUCUGGUGGCUCAACUUUGAAAAGUAUCGAACGUUUUUUGAAAAGCCAGAAGGAUGUAUCUGCUGCCUGUGGAGGUAGUGCUGCCCCUGGGUUUCACCAGCAGCUACGAUUGGCCAUCAAGCGUGCUGUUGGUCAUGGCCGACUCCUCAAAGAUGGACCUCUCUACCGCCUCAACACUAAGGCAGCCAGUGCUGAAGGGAAAGAGGGCUGUGAGUCGCUCUCGUGUUUACCUCCCGUGUCACUGCUUCCACAUGAGAAAGACAAGCCGGUUGCUGAACCAAUCCCCAUCUGUAGCUUCUGUCUUGGUACAAAAGAGCAGAACCGGGAGAAGCAGCCUGAGGAACUCGUCUCCUGCGCAGACUGCGGCAAUAGCGGUCAUCCAUCGUGUUUAAAGUUCUCCCCAGAGCUAACAGUGAGAGUGAAGGCCUUACGGUGGCAGUGCAUUGAGUGUAAAACGUGCAGCUCCUGUCGUGACCAAGGCAAAAAUGCAGAUAACAUGCUCUUUUGUGACUCAUGUGACCGAGGUUUUCACAUGGAGUGUUGUGACCCACCACUUACACGGAUGCCAAAAGGUAUGUGGAUAUGUCAGAUAUGCCGACCUAGGAAAAAAGGACGGAAACUUCUACAAAAGAAGGCGGCACAGAUAAAACGGCGCUAUGCUAAUCCAAUAGGACGUCCAAAAAACAGGUUAAAGAAACAAAACACGGUAUCAAAAGGUCCCUUUAGCAAAGUUCGAACUGGUCCUGGAAGGGGUCGGAAACGUAAAAUCACUGUCUCCAGCCAGUCUGCGUCAUCAUCAGAAGAAGGCUAUUUAGAGCGGAUAGAUGGCUUGGACUUCUGCAGAGAUAGCAAUGCCCCCUUGAAGUUCAACAAGAAAACCAAAGGGCUCAUUGAUGGCCUUACCAAAUUCUUCACCCCUUCUCCUGAUGGGCGGAAAGCCCGAGGGGAAGUGGUAGACUACUCUGAGCAAUACAGAAUCAGGAAAAAGGGCAACAGGAAAUCAAGUACUUCAGAUUGGCCCACAGACAAUCAGGACGGCUGGGAAAGCAAACAAGAAAAUGAGGAACGGCUUUUUGGGAGCCAAGAAAUCAUGACUGAAAGAGAUAUGGAAUUGUUUCGUGAUAUCCAAGAACAAGCACUGCAGAAGGUCGGAGUAACUGGGCCCCCUGAUCCACAAGUCCGCUGUCCCUCUGUCAUUGAGUUUGGGAAGUAUGAAAUCCACACCUGGUACUCCUCUCCGUAUCCUCAGGAGUACUCAAGGCUGCCUAAAUUGUAUCUUUGUGAGUUCUGUCUAAAAUAUAUGAAAAGUAGAACUAUUCUACAGCAGCACAUGAAGAAAUGUGGUUGGUUCCAUCCUCCUGCCAAUGAGAUUUACCGAAAGAAUAAUAUUUCUGUCUUUGAGGUUGAUGGGAACGUGAGUACCAUUUAUUGUCAAAAUCUGUGUCUCUUGGCAAAGUUGUUUCUUGACCACAAAACACUCUAUUAUGACGUGGAGCCAUUUCUUUUCUAUGUUCUAACACAGAAUGAUGUCAAGGGCUGCCACCUUGUUGGCUACUUUUCUAAAGAAAAGCACUGCCAGCAGAAAUACAAUGUCUCCUGUAUCAUGAUUCUCCCCCAGUACCAACGUAAGGGCUACGGCAGGUUCCUCAUCGAUUUCAGUUAUUUGUUAUCAAAGCGUGAAGGCCAAGCAGGCUCUCCUGAGAAACCAUUAUCAGAUCUAGGUCGUCUCUCCUACAUGGCUUACUGGAAGAGUGUGAUCCUGGAGUGCCUUUAUCACCAAAAUGACAAGCAGAUCAGCAUCAAGAAGCUGAGCAAGCUGACUGGAGUCUGCCCUCAGGACAUCACGUCCACACUGCACCACCUACGAAUGCUGGACUUCCGCAGUGACCAAUUUGUGAUUAUCCGCCGGGAGAAACUUAUCCAGGAUCACAUGGCAAAGCUGCAGCUGAACCUUCGGCCUGUAGAUGUAGAUCCAGAGUGCUUACGCUGGACUCCAGUCAUAGUCUCCAACUCUGUGGUCUCCGAGGACGAAGACGAGGAGGCUGAUGAGGGAGAGAAAGAAGAGCCCCAAGGCCAAGAAAGAGAGCUAGACACCAGGGUGGGGAAGUCUGCGUCUCGGGAGAAAAAAGAUCAGGAGUCUUCCUCUUCAAUAGAAACUGAAAAGAAGCCAGAAGUUAAGGAACUAGCCAGUUCUUCACGUUUGAGCAAACAGGCCCUUCCCCGGGACAGUCUUCCUGCAAACAGCCAGCCACCUCGGAGGGGCCGCUGUGGGAGGAAGAACAGAAAGACACAAGAACGUUUUGGUGAUAAAGAUUCUAAGAUGCUUGUGGAUGAGNCAUUAUCCGCUUCUCAAGAGCAAUACGGAGACUGCGAGGAAAAGUCAGAAACCUCCCAAGAACGGUUCACUGAGAUGGAAGAGCAGUUGGCAGCCCCUCAAGUGCAAGCAGACGGGAAACCAGACAUCCCCAAGGGGAGGUUCAGUGAGAGCGUUGAGUUGUGGCGAGGACAGCUGAAGAAAAGCCCUGAGACCCUGAAGUGCCGAUUGCCAGAAGGAAAUGACCGGCUUCCGUGCUGCUAUACCGAUGGUGACAGGGCUGUCUUUAGGGGCUUCAGCGAGAGCAGUGAGGAGGAGGAAGAGCCAGAGAGUCCCCGGUCAAACUCGCCACCAAUUCUGACAAAGCCCACACUGAAAAGAAAGAAACCGAUUCUUCACCGAAGACGAAGAGUCCGCAAGCGGAAACACCACAAUAGCAGUGUAGUCACAGAGACCAUCUCUGAGACCACGGAGGUGUUAGAUGAGCCUUUCGAAGACUCUGACUCAGAGAGACCAAUGCCACGACUGGAGCCUACAUUUGAGAUGGAUGAAGAGGAGGAGGAGGAGGACGAAAGUGAGCUCUUCCCCAGAGGGUACUUCCAUUGCCUGUCCUCACAGGACAUCCUUAGGUGCCAGUCCUCCUCAAAGAGGCCGUCUAAAGAGGAAGAGGAGGAGGAGGAGGACGAAAGUGAGCUCUUCCCCAGAGGGUACUUCCAUUGCCUGUCCUCACAGGACAUCCUUAGGUGCCAGUCCUCCUCAAAGAGGCCGUCUAAAGAGGAAGAGGAGGAGGAGGAGGAGGAGUCAGACGACGCAGAUGACACUCCUGUCCUAAAGCCAGUAUCUCUCCUGCGGAAAUGUGAUGUGAACAGUGCUUCACUUGAGCCAGAUACCUCUACACCUAUGAAAAAGAAAAAGGGAUGGCCCAAAGGCAAGAGCCGAAAACCUAUCCACUGGAAGAAAAGGCCUGGACGGAAACCAGGAUUUAAAUUGAAUCAGGAAAUCAUAGCUGCUUCUGCACAGGAAUGCAUAGUUGAGCCCGUAGUCCCCAUUAAACCAGGCCGUAAACCCAGAACUCAAGAGAAUGAAGAAAUUGUUGAGGUAAAGGAGGACUUGCUGGAAGAAAGGAAGGAAGAGAUGCACACAGAACCAGAUGAGGAGGCCGAAGAGGAAGAGGAUACAACCAGCAGUGACAUUAGAGCCAUGUCCCCAUUGGACAGCAGCAACAGCCCUGAGGCAGAACCAAAAGAACCCGAGGCAGAGGAGGAAGACGAGAAGCCUUUAGACGAUCAGAGGCAGUCAGAGGAAGAGCCCCAAGAGCUGGAGGAACAGGAGCAAGAGGAAGAAGAUGAAGUGACCACAGAGGCCAACCAGAAUGAAGACCACGAUGCUGACGAUGAGGACGAAGGCCACCUGGAUUCACUAAAGACAAAAGAGCCUGAGGAGCAGCCAGCUAGAGAAGACGACAAGGAGGAGCCUGGCAUCCAGGAAUCUUUUUUAGCUGCAAACAUGCAGGACAGUAGGGAGAAUACAAAGGAUAAAGAUGAGGCUGAACCGGAUUCUGAGGAGGACCAGCCUUCUCAUGAGGCUUCUGUGGUAUCAGAAACCAUGCCAGGCUCAGAGGAGGACCAUGAGGAAGACUCCAACACUAAGGAAGAGUUAAUUGAGCUAAAGGAGGAGGAAGAGAUCCCACACAGCGAACUGGACCUGGAGACCGUACAGGCAGUGCAAUCUUUGACUCAAGAAGAAAGCAGUGAGCAUGAAGGAGCCUACCAGGACUGUGAAGAAACUCUUGCAGCCUGCCAGACACUGCAGAGUUACACCCACACUGAUGAGGACCCCCAGAUGUCAAUGGUUGAAGACUGUCAUGCUUCAGAGCAUAAUAGCCCGAUAUCCUCCAUUCCAUCUCAUCCUAGCCAGUCAGUCCGCUCCGUCAACAGCCCCAGCAUGCCUGCCCUGGAGAGUGGCUACACACAGAUCAGCCCAGAGCAAGGAUCCCUGUCCGCACCCUCUAUGCAGAACAUGGAGACCAGCCCCAUGAUGGAUGUGCCUUCCGUAUCAGACCACUCUCAGCAGGUGGUAGACAGCGGCUUCAGUGAUCUGGGCAGCAUCGAGAGUACCACAGAGAACUAUGAGAACCCAAGCAGCUAUGAUUCCACCAUGGGCAGCAGCAUUUGUGGGAAUAAUUCCUCUCAGAGCAGCUGCUCGUAUGGCGGCCUGUCGUCUUCAAGCAGCCUCACCCAGAACAGUUGUGUUGUUACUCAGCAAAUGGCCAACAUGGGCAACAGCUGCAGCAUGCUGCAACAGAACACUGUCCAACCAGCCACCAACUGCAAUAUCAAGUCACCGCAGACUUGUGUGGUGGAAAGGCCUCCCAGUAACCAGCAGCACCCCCCCCCCCCCCCCCCCCCCCCCCCCCCCCCCCCCCCCCCCCCCCCGCCACCACAGCAGCCGCAGCCGCCACCACAGCAACAGGCGGCCCCACAGCCUCCCCCACCACAGCCGCAGCAGCAGCAGCAGCAGCCCCCUCCACCACAGCAGCAGCCCCAGCCCCCUCCACCACAGCAGCAGCCCCCUCUGUCGCAGUGCAGUAUGAACAACAGCUUCACUGCAGCCCCCAUGAUAAUGGAGAUACCCGAGUCUGGAAGCACUGGGAAUAUCAGUAUCUACGAGAGGAUUCCAGGGGAUUUUGGUGCAGGCAGCUACUCCCAACCGUCAGCCACCUUCAGUCUAGCCAAGCUGCAGCAGCUGACCAACACCAUCAUGGACCCUCAUGCCAUGCCUUACAGUCAUUCUCCGGCUGUGACUUCCUAUGCAACCAGUGUUUCUCUGUCCAACACGGGACUGGCUCAGCUAGCUCCAUCUCAUCCCUUAGCCGGGACCCCUCAAGCACAAGCCACCAUGACUCCACCCCCAAAUCUGGCGUCUACUACUAUGAACCUCACGUCACCUCUGCUACAGUGCAACAUGUCUGCCACCAACAUCGGAAUUCCUCACACUCAGAGGUUGCAAGGGCAGAUGCCAGUCAAGGGGCACAUUUCUAUCCGUUCCAAGUCUGCACCUUUACCCUCUGCAACUGCACACCAACAGCAGCUAUAUGGCCGCAGCCCACCAGCAGUUGCCAUGCAGGCUGGCCCUCGUGCAUUGGCUGUUCAGCGUGGCAUGAACAUGGGGGUUAAUUUAAUGCCCACUCCAGCCUAUAAUGUCAAUUCCAUGAAUAUGAACACCUUGAAUGCCAUGAACAGUUAUCGAAUGACACAGCCCAUGAUGAACAGCAGUUACCAUAGUAACCCUGCCUACAUGAACCAGACAGCACAGUAUCCUAUGCAGAUGCAGAUGGGGAUGAUGGGAAGCCAGGCCUAUACCCAGCAGCCUAUGCAGCCAAACCCUCACGGGAACAUGAUGUACACUGGCCCCUCCCAUCACAGCUACAUGAACGCUGCUGGUGUGCCCAAGCAGUCACUUAACGGACCUUACAUGAGGAGAUGAGCGAGGUGGGCCGGCAGGCAGAAGCUUAAAUCUAUAUAAAUAAAGGAACUUUUUAUACUGACAAACCAGAGAAGAAAAAUGGACCUUUUUUCCAAUUAAAAGAUUACUGUAGAGUUAGAGGAGUUUUUCUUUGGUUUAUUAUUAUUACUGUUUUUGUUUUGUUUUUAGAAAACCUGAUCUCUUUUUGGGGGUUCAACUUUGUUUUGGGUUUUUGUUUUCUUCACAGUCUUGAACAUUUUACAGUAGAACUCAUCUAAAGAUGGAUUUGGGUAGGGGAAACAUGCACAGAAUCUUUUCAUAAUUAAAAGGAGCCUUACUUUCUUUAUAUACCACAUGGACAGAAUUUAUGUAAACGUGAAUUUAUUUUUAUUUUACAAUGUAUGUUUCCCCUCACUGUCUGCAGCUCCCGCUGUUGUCAUUUUAAAUGUUAUAUAUACAUCUCAAGGGUCACCCAGGCCCUGUCCUCCAGACCCAACCUUCAUUUCCCACUUCAUUCCAACAGGAGGCACUUAGGGGAACUGGGAUGGGGACGUGGAGAACAACCCAAGCUCCUUAAACUUAAUGUUGUUAUUAUUAUUCAUAAAGUGAAGCAGGUAAUGCUUCUCCUUGUAAAAUUCCCUCCCCUCCUCCCUACACACACACACACACACACACACACACACACACACCCUCUGGAAAUUUUUCCCCAAGAGUGUUUCUAGGUAGACUUCAUUGAAAUUGUUCUUCCUUAAUCAAGUAUAAUAUAAUUCCUUUUUUUUUUUUUAAUAUUCCCACUCAGCACUCAGAGACACAAAAAUACUGUAAGUCUCACUUAACAGCAGAAUCUCAGAGGAAAGCUGUUUGCAAUCCUCCUCCAGCCUUUGGAGGACUCAGAGGGUCAGCUAACAAUCAGAAAGGGGAGCUGUACCNCUGGGUCUGUACUACCUGGUGGACCAGCCAUAACAUGCACACUCCACUCGCCGCCUCUGUAGUAUGUACUUGGGAAUGUGGACUGAGGGUCUUGUGCUUGCACCUUUGACUCUGGUAACCCUCAGAGCAAGCCCCUGUGAUUUGCCUGUCAUAUCUUAUCCAUAGUCUCCAUGAACGACUGUAGUAUCAGUGACUUAGAAAACCCCUGGUGCAGACGGAGUCCCAAGGGAGANGAUGGUGUGACUCUUGUAGCUGCAGAAGUGAUGCAUACCUCUCGUUUUCAUUUUGUCUUGAGAUCCUGAAUUCACCCCCAAGAACCAGUGUGCACUAGCCCCUCUCCUGUGAGGACGAGCAAGGAGAGACCACCACCAGCAUAGUAGGGCACAGCUGGCAGUAGGGCUUCAGGAGGCUCACAUGUUGUCUCACUAGUUUGCCCGUCCUCUUCCUACUCGCUCCAGGGAUAGGUAAAAAACUAUAUAUAUAAUUAUAAUUAUAUAUAUAUAUUAUAUAUUCCAUCAUUAGAAGAUGGAAACUAUUAUACCACUUGGUAUGUGCAGUCAAAUAUCCAAAAGGAGGACAUAAUGCUUAAAAAGUUACCUGUAAGCAUAAAUUCUCUCCUUUAUUUGUACAUUUUAUAUAGAUACAUUUUUAAAGUACUAAUUAGGCAUUACAUUUUUUUCAAAUGCACAGGUUUGUUGGGCUUUUUUAUAGACCUUAAUUGGCUUUCUCAAUUAAGUGUGUUAGCUAGAAAAGCAGAAUUCCACACUGUCCCGCUAUCAACUCUGAGCAUGCGCAAGGCUGCGUAGGACCCAGUUUCUCUGUAUAUACUGUUCCGGUUCCCAGUCAUCUCUGUAGAAUGUGCACCGUGCUGCCCUCUCCCACAUCUUCAGCUAUGUCAUUGCUUCCUGGAUGGGAUGGGGCAGGGAUGGGAGGGAGGGAAGGGAGGUCUAUUUGGGAGGAGGGUGGGUCAAGGCAGAAGGAGACGCUGUUGAAAUGAGGGCCGUGAAUUCACUUUCUGUUGGUUUGCAGUUGUGUUUGGAUUUCUUUGUUUUGUUUUGUUUUUAAAUUCAAUCAGGCAGCUCCCUUUUCUGCAAGCCUCUUUGUGACUGUAGAACUAUUGUAGAAAAAAAAAAUAUGUUCUUUUCUAUAUUAUAAAAGAAAAUUAUCCAACACGGUAAUAUUGGUACCUGUCAUUUUUUCACUUCUGUUUUAAAAAAAUGUAUUUUUAGCAAGAUAACUUGGGUAAUCUUCUAAAAAAGAAAUUUAAAAACUCACUUGUUAGUGACUUUGAUGCCUUUUAAAAUGAGAGCUUUUUCAUUUCAUUCCAUCUUUAAAAUUUUUUAUCUUUGUUGUAGAAUAUUAAAAACUAUUUUAAGAAAGAUAAAAAUUCUCUUUAAAGAGAUGUCUAGAGUGUGUGAAUAGAGCCCCAGAUGCCUCUAAAAGCCGCAUGUACAAACCGAGUCUACUCCCGUCUGUUUAUAUUUGCUUUCCUGUUUUGUAACCUCUUUGUACUCUGUUCCUGGUGACUUGUAAGCCGAGGGGAGGGGCACCUAGACGCCUUGGUGUUUCUCCAUGUCAUACGCUCCUGGCCAGGCAGCCCCCCUCCCUCUCCUUGUAUGUAAUAUCUUUUCCCCCUUUCUAGCAAGUACUUUCAAAAGAACUCUGUACAUUUUAACAUAAAAAAAAUAAAUUAUGUUGAGCCAUUUUGGA
Mus caroli (Ryukyu mouse) is the source of this 9279-nucleotide messenger RNA. It is a transcript of the gene Kat6a, whose product is annotated as lysine acetyltransferase 6A. Gene Ontology annotation, cellular component: chromatin; nucleosome; MOZ/MORF histone acetyltransferase complex. Lineage: Eukaryota; Metazoa; Chordata; Mammalia; Rodentia; Muridae. Gene Ontology annotation, biological process: regulation of transcription by RNA polymerase II; nucleosome assembly. Gene Ontology annotation, molecular function: chromatin binding; histone H3 acetyltransferase activity; transcription coregulator activity. The record is from RefSeq and is a predicted model, not a curated record.